This is a messenger RNA of Cladocopium goreaui, 447 nucleotides long. NCBI's taxonomy places the organism in Eukaryota, Dinophyceae, Suessiales, Symbiodiniaceae. The record is from the annotation of a GenBank genome assembly.
AUGAACUUGACGCAGCAAGAUUUUAUUGACUUCAACGACCGCGUUGUGAGCUUCCAAUUUGAACUACUGAAGCUCUACAUGCGCCAUCAUGACGAUGCUCCAGCCAAUAUGCACUUGAUUAGUGACAGGAGCGUUUUGGAUCAGCUGGCAUACCUGAAGUGGAAGGUCUCUGAAGGGCUCGUUGCAAAGAAGAAACUCCAGGAGGCGUGGAAGCUUGCGAGCAUCGAAUCAAUGAAAAAACUCUACGUCAACACGAAAUUCAUAUUGAUGACACCGAAUCCUGAGCUUUGCGUCAAUGAUGGCACACGGAUGCUUUCUGACGAAAAAGGCCUUUGGAAACUUUUUCAAGCUUUCAAAUGGGUUUUAAAGGAGGCAUCCAUUGAUUUUGAUCAAUUCACAGCAAAAAAGGACGAUGCUCAAGAUCUUAUCGACUUUUUGCUUGGGUAA